This is a messenger RNA of Cercocebus atys (sooty mangabey), 9390 nucleotides long. It is a transcript of the gene KIF21B, whose product is annotated as kinesin family member 21B. NCBI's taxonomy places the organism in Eukaryota, Metazoa, Chordata, Mammalia, Primates, Cercopithecidae. Gene Ontology annotation, biological process: microtubule-based movement; mitotic spindle organization. The record is from RefSeq and is a predicted model, not a curated record. Gene Ontology annotation, molecular function: microtubule motor activity; microtubule binding; ATP binding.
CCAGCCGCGCCCGCGCCCCCGCCUCCCGCAGCCGCAGCCGCUGCCUCGGGCAUUGGCCCCCAGACCCCCGCCUCUGAUCCACGCCCAGACCCUAGAGCCAGAGGGCCAUGGCCGGCCAGGGGGACUGCUGCGUCAAGGUGGCCGUCAGGAUCCGGCCCCAGCUGUCAAAGGAGAAGAUUGAGGGCUGUCACAUCUGUACCUCUGUUACCCCGGGAGAGCCCCAGGUCCUGCUGGGGAAGGACAAGGCCUUCACCUAUGACUUUGUCUUCGACCUGGACACCUGGCAAGAACAGAUCUAUUCCACCUGUGUGAGCAAGCUCAUCGAGGGCUGCUUCGAGGGCUAUAAUGCCACGGUGCUGGCCUAUGGGCAGACAGGGGCUGGGAAGACGUACACCAUGGGCACUGGCUUUGACAUGGCAACGUCGGAGGAGGAGCAGGGCAUCAUUCCGAGGGCCAUCGCACACCUCUUUGGGGGCAUUGCGGAGCGCAAGCGUCGGGCACAGGAGCAGGGCAUGGCUGGACCUGAGUUCAAAGUCAGCGCCCAGUUUCUGGAGCUCUACAAUGAGGAGAUCCUUGACCUGUUUGACAGCACCCGUGACCCUGACGCCCGCCCCCGCAGGUCCAACAUCAAGAUCCUGAGGACGCAAACCGGUGCACUACACCCACCCGGCGUCACUUCUCGCCUCAUCCACUCCCAGGAGGAAGCUGAUCCAGUCCCUGAAGCAGGGGGCCCUGUCCCGCACCACACGCCGCACCGGAUGAACGUGCAGAGCGCACGCUCCCAUCGCCAUCUUUACCAUCCCACCUGUGCCAAGAUGCGCAUGUGCACCCACGCCGACCUGGGUGAGGAGCCUGCAGGGGCCCAGGAGCCAGCUGUGCUACAGGGAGGAGUAGAUUGCAUUCUGGAGCAGGCCAGCUCUAAAGCAGCUGGCACCACCCAUAAUUCCCGAGCCCUCACUUCCUGCUUCGUGUUUCCACUGAUCCAGUGCCGAAGCAGGGGCCCUGUCCCGCACCAGCAGCCCAGCACCCAGAUGAACUGCAGAGCUCCGCUCCCCAUGCCAUCUUUACCUCCCUGUGGCCAGAUGCGCAUGUGCACCCAGCCAGACCUGGUGAAUGAGGCGGUGACUGGGCUUCCUGAUGGUACACCUCCCUCGAAUGAGUAUGAGACACUCACCGCUAAGUUUCACUUUGUGGACCUGGCCGGCUCAGAGCGGCUGAAGCGGACAGGGGCUACUGGCGAGCGGGCCAAGGAGGGCAUCUCCAUCAAUUGUGGCCUGCUGGCCUUGGGCAAUGUGAUCAGCGCCUUAGGGGACCAGAGCAAGAAGGUGGUGCACGUCCCCUACAGGGACUCCAAGCUCACUCGGCUCCUCCAGGAUUCGCUGGGGGGCAACAGCCAGACCAUCAUGAUCGCCUGUGUGAGCCCCUCAGACCGAGACUUCAUGGAGACCCUCAACACCCUCAAAUAUGCCAAUCGAGCCCGCAACAUCAAGAACAAGGUGGUAGUGAACCAGGACAAGACCAGCCAGCAAAUCAGCGCACUGCGGGCUGAGAUUGCUCGGCUGCAGAUGGAGCUGAUGGAGUAUAAGGCGGGCAAGCGAGUGAUAGGAGAGGAUGGCGCUGAGGGCUAUAGCGACCUGUUCCGGGAGAAUGCCAUGCUACAGAAGGAGAAUGCGGCCCUGCGGCUGCGGGUGAAAGCCAUGCAGGAGGCCAUCGACGCCAUCAAUAACCGCGUCACCCAGCUCAUGAGCCAGGAGGCCAACCUGCUGCUAGCCAAGGCUGGCGAUGGCAAUGAGGCCAUUGGCGCACUGAUCCAGAACUACAUCCGGGAGAUCGAAGAGCUGCGGACAAAGCUCCUGGAGAGUGAAGCCAUGAACGAGUCCCUGCGCCGCAGCCUCUCACGGGCCUCGGCUAGGAGCCCCUACUCCCUGGGUGCCUCUCCAGCCGCCCCGGCCUUCGGGGGCAGCCCAGCCAGCUCCAUGGAGGAUGCCUCGGAGGUGAUCCGUAGGGCCAAGCAGGACCUGGAGCGGCUAAAGAAGAAGGAGGUCAGGCAGCGCAGGAAGAGCCCCGAGAAGGAAGCCUUCAAAAAGAGGGCAAAACUCCAACAGGAGAACAGUGAGGAGACGGAUGAGAACGAGGCCGAGGAGGAGGAGGAAGAGCGAGACGAGAGUGGCUGUGAGGAGGAAGAAGGGCGAGAGGAUGAAGACGAGGACUCGGGCAGUGAAGAGAGCCUGGUGGACUCAGACUCAGACCCUGAGGAGAAGGAGGUGAACUUCCAGGCGGACCUGGCCGACCUGACUUGUGAGAUCGAAAUCAAGCAGAAGCUGAUCGACGAACUGGAGAACAGCCAGCGGCGGCUGCAGACGCUCAAGCACCAGUAUGAGGAAAAGCUGAUUCUGCUGCAGAACAAGAUCCGAGACACACAGCUGGAGCGCGACCGCGUGCUGCAGAACCUCAGCACCAUGGAGUGCUACACGGAGGAGAAGGCCAACAAGAUCAAGGCAGACUAUGAGAAGAGGCUGCGGGAGAUGAACCGGGACCUGCAGAAGCUGCAGGCCGCCCAGAAGGAGCACGCCCGGCUGCUCAAGAACCAGUCGCGCUAUGAGAGGGAGCUGAAGAAGCUACAGGCCGAGGUGGCUGAGAUGAAGAAGGCCAAGGUGGCCCUGAUGAAGCAGAUGCGUGAGGAGCAGCAGCGGCGGCGGCUAGUGGAGACCAAGAGGAACCGGGAGAUCGCACAGCUCAAGAAGGAGCAGCGACGACAGGAGUUUCAGAUCCGAGCUCUGGAGUCCCAGAAGCGGCAGCAGGAGAUGGUCCUGAGGAGGAAGACCCAGGAGGUUUCUGCACUGAGGCGCCUGGCCAAGCCCAUGUCUGAGCGGGUGGCAGGGCGGGCAGGACUAAAGCCACCCAUGCUGGACUCUGGGGCCGAGGUGUCGGCCAGCACUACCUCAUCUGAGGCUGAAUCAGGGGCCCGCUCUGUCUCCAGCAUCGUGCGCCAGUGGAACCGCAAAAUCAACCACUUCUUGGGGGACCACCCUGCGCCCACUGUCAAUGGCACCCGGCCUGCCCGAAAGAAGUUCCAGAAGAAGGGGGCCAGCCAGAGCUUCAGUAAGGCAGCAAGGCUCAAGUGGCAGUCCCUGGAGCGACGGAUCAUCGACAUCGUCAUGCAGAGAAUGACCAUUGUCAACCUGGAGGCUGACAUGGAGCGACUCAUCAAGAAAAGGGAGGAGCUGUUCCUCCUGCAGGAGGCACUGCGGAAGAAGCGGGAGCGGCUGCAGGCUGAGAGCCCCGAGGAAGAGAAGGGGCUACAGGAGCUGGCCGAGGAGAUCGAGGUGCUGGCAGCCAACAUUGACUACAUCAAUGAUAGCAUCACCGACUGCCAGGCCACCAUCGUGCAGCUAGAGGAGACCAAGGAGGAGCUGGACUCCACAGACACAUCCGUGGUCAUCAGCUCCUGCUCCCUGGCUGAAGCCCGCCUCCUGCUGGACAACUUCCUCAAGGCAUCCAUUGAUAAGGGACUGCAAGUGGCACAAAAGGAAGCCCAGAUCCGGCUGCUGGAGGGUCGACUGAGGCAGACAGAUAUGGCAGGCUCCUCCCAGAACCAUCUGCUCCUGGACGCCCUGCGUGAGAAGGCCGAGGCUCACCCCGAGCUGCAGGCCCUCAUCUACAAUGUGCAGCAGGAGAACGGCUAUGCCAGCACCGAUGAGGAGAUCUCAGAGUUCUCUGAGGGGAGCUUCUCCCAGUCAUUCACCAUGAAAGGGUCCACCAGCCAUGAUGAUUUCAAGUUCAAGAGUGAACCCAAGCUGUCUGCCCAAAUGAAAGCUGUGUCGGCCGAGUGCCUGGGUCCCCCACUGGAUAUCUCCACCAAGAACAUCACCAAGUCCCUGGCCUCCCUUGUUGAGAUCAAAGAGGAUGGAGUGGGCUUAUCUGUCCGAGACCCCUAUUACCGGGACAGGGUCUCGCGCACCGUCAGCCUGCCUACCCGGGGCAGCACUUUCCCCAGGCAGUCUCGAGCCGCAGAGACGUCCCCGCUGACGAGAAGGAAGUCCUAUGACCGAGGGCAGUCCAUUAGGUCCACAGAUGUGGGAUUCACACCCCCAUCAUCCCCUCCCACUCGGCCCCGCAAUGACCGAAAUGUCUUCUCUCGUCUCACCAGUAAUCAGAGCCAGGGGUCAGCGCUGGACAAGUCUGAUGACAGCGACUCCUCUUUGUCGGAGGUCCUGAGGGGCAUCAUCUCCCCGGUUGGAGGAGCCAAGGGUGCACGGACAGCCCCACUGCAGUGCGUCUCCAUGGCCGAAGGCCACACCAAGCCCAUCCUCUGCCUGGAUGCCACGGAUGAGUUGCUAUUCACAGGAUCCAAAGACCGAAGCUGCAAGAUGUGGAACUUGGUUACGGGACAGGAGAUCGCAGCUCUAAAGGGCCACCCCAACAAUGUGGUCUCCAUCAAGUACUGCAGCCACUCGGGGCUUGUGUUCUCCGUGUCCACCUCCUACAUCAAGGUGUGGGACAUCCGGGACUCAGCCAAGUGCAUUCGGACUCUCACAUCCUCAGGCCAGGUGAUCUCAGGGGAUGCCUGUGCCGCCACGUCCACCCGUGCCAUCACCAGUGCUCAGGGUGAGCAUCAGAUCAACCAGAUCGCCCUCAGCCCUUCGGGCACCAUGCUGUACGCCGCCUCGGGCAACGCCGUCCGCAUCUGGGAGCUUAGCAGGUUCCAGCCUGUCGGCAAGCUGACUGGCCACAUCGGUCCUGUGAUGUGCCUGACGGUCACCCAGACAGCCAGCCAGCACGACCUUGUGGUGACUGGCUCCAAGGACCACUACGUUAAGAUGUUCGAGCUGGGCGAGUGUGUGACGGGCACCAUUGGCCCCACUCACAACUUUGAGCCCCCGCACUACGACGGCAUCGAGUGUCUCGCCAUCCAGGGAGACAUCCUGUUCAGUGGCUCCCGAGAUAAUGGCAUCAAGAAGUGGGACCUAGACCAGCAGGAGCUCAUCCAGCAAAUCCCCAAUGCACACAAGGACUGGGUGUGCGCCCUGGCCUUCAUCCCAGGCCGCCCCAUGCUGCUCAGCGCCUGCCGUGCGGGCGUCAUCAAGGUCUGGAACGUGGACAACUUCACGCCCAUCGGUGAGAUCAAGGGGCACGACAGCCCCAUCAAUGCCAUCUGCACCAAUGCCAAGCACAUCUUCACAGCCUCCAGUGACCUGACGGUGAAGUUCUGGAGUGUCCGGCGGUUACCCCACAGCGGCCCACCCUAGGAGUGAGGUCAGAGGGAUGCCCCCGGACCCUCGACCCCGGCAGCCUGGACAGCAUGGAAGGGAAGCUGUGACCCAGCCGAUGGGGCCAGCUGCCCUGGGGACAGAGGGCGUGGCCCCCUCUCCUGUCCUCCUCCCUCUCCCUUGGCCUUCCCACAGGACACUGUUCCCUCAGUCCCUCUCCUGCCUCUCUGGAGCCUCUGGGUGAGAGAGGGGCUGGGGAGGAAAUCAAGCUGUGAAGCCAAAGGGCAUUAUCCCUUCUUGUUCCACUCCCAGUGGUCCUGGCCACAUUGUCUCCUGCUGAACUGGCUCUGCCCCUUUCUCAGGCCUUUGGCCCAGUGGUGGGGCCCUGUGGGGAGGUGCAGCAGCCUGGCCCCAUCCCACCCUUCCGAGGAGCUGGCCUCCCCCCGCCUCCCAGCCCAGCCUCUAGAGCCACUGCACCUGCCUCUGAGCCCAAAAAGAUAGUCCUCAGGUAGCUAAGGAAACCAGGUGUGGGCGGCUGGGCCUUGCAGCUAACCCUUAACCCUCUGGCCACCCGCAGAUAGCCCCAGCUGGCCCCAACAAUUCCCUGGGGUCCCCUUCAGAUGGGGCCAAGAUAGAGCUGCUAGAAAGAUUCCUUUGGGGAGACAGUCAGAAAUACUUCAGUUAUUUAUUUUGUUAUUUUUAUUUUUUGCUGUUGCCUCCUGGAAACUGACUUGAAGUUUCUUCCCAUAUAUUCUUUCCCUCAGCUCUUGGGGGCCAGAAAUUCCAAAGGGAGUCCGCUGCCCCGGCCCUCCAGGGCCGCCUCCUCUGUUUGCUUUGCGGAGGAGGGAACUGCUCCUUUCACUCUGCAGCUUGGACCUGUCCCCGACACAGCCCCCAGGGAGCCUUCUAGCGUACCCCCUGGCCUCUAGGCCGCCUGACGCUCAGUGCCUUCCUCCGUUCCGGGGCCUGGCACCCGUGCCGGGCAGCCUUACACCAGCCAUGCCCGUGGCACCACAUGUGUCUUCUCACUCGCGAGGUCUGGUGCCCAGCGCCCCUGGGAAGGCGGGGGCGCUCACCCCACAGCCCAGGCCCCGGGGUUCCACCCCAGAGUCCUGCGUGGGCCACGUAGGAAGCAGCGUGGGGGCUGUGUCUGCUGGGAGGCGGCUAGGAUGGGGAAGACGGCCCGGCACCCUGGCCCCCGCCCCUCCCCAGCCCUGCAGCCCCGCACUGGGCCGGGGAGUCUCUCCAGCUUCUCUCUCUCUGGUUAUUCAGGAGACACAUUUUCAGCCUUAAAACUGGCAUGGAGCGCAGGCCCUCCCUUGUAGGAAAUUAUCAAGGAGGAGGGCGUCGGCAGUUCCUCUGCCCCGGGGCUGGGGACACCGAGCUCAGGACACCGAGCUCCGGGGAGGUUGUUAAAUCAGUGUUCUGGCGCCCCCUGUUGGGGAAACUCUGGAAUUACAGGAGUGGGCCUUGGGAGGUACAGAGCUCCAUCCCUCUCCCCCGCCCCACCGCCACCCAAAGUUGCCCACUCUGUUUUUCCCUUGCUUCGCUGGUCUUGUGCUUCCCGGCUUCAGUCUGGGAGCCAAGAGCCAGCCCCACCUCCCUUCAGAGGACGCAGUGACUUGGACUUACCGGAGGUGGUUCUGUGUUUCUGCCCUUGGCUCCUCUCCAUCUUGGGCCAGGGCAUUUGGAGCCCUCUCCAUGUGGCGCCCAGUGUUGUGGGGAGGCAGGCCCCAGUGGAGGUUAAGUGAGGCCUGGUCCCUUCCCCGUGCCCUCCUCGGAGCUGCCACAGAGGCUAAGAAGGCUGUCCUGCUGGUGCUGGCCCUGCUGGAAGUGGUAUUGAAGUCUGGGCCUGCUGAUGGCAGGAAGGAGACUGCCUCAGUUGCUGGUCUCCCAGGACCUGAACAGUCUGUCUGCAAUGACUGGAAAUCCUUCUUCCUCUGGCCACCCUGGGGGUGCUGGGUAACCCCUUAGCUCUGAGAUGUGGCCACAAAUCUCUUCCCACUCCUCUCCAUCCCUCCCCACCUGAACAGAAGGUUUUGACCUUGCAACCUGUAAGAAAGAAUCCGUCCGCAUGACUGUUUACAAGCGAUAGAAACACAUAAGACUCUGUCCCCUGAGCUCCCACAGCUGGGCGGGGGAUGCCCCACCUGGGGUGACUGCACUGUAGCUGCAAGGCGUGUUCUCACACGAAGUGUGAUCUUACGGCCCCGCGAGAGGUGCUCAUCAUCAUUGCCCAUUUUCCGCUGUUUCCGAUGGGUCAGCUACCUCACGGCGGGGCCAGCUCUGCUGUCCUGGCAAGUGUCAUUGACUCUCUAAACUUGAAGUCCUUCAGGAGCCCUGAGCCCAGCAUCCCUGAGACACCCCAAGUUGUGCUCCAUGAGAGUUGGAGUCUCUGCCCACUCUUUCAGGGAUGUCCAGGGUCCAUCGUUAGGGGGCAGGCCCCCAGCUCCAAUCACUGCACAAGCACCCUAAGUGUUGGAAGCACAAAAUGGUUGUGAUUUGAGCACAAUGGCAGGGUCUCGCAGGCAGACUGGAUAGACCCGGGCCUGGGAAGUUCCUCCCAGGUUGCCUCUGUCCAAAGUGAGAUUGGGGAUGCCUGCGUCUGGGACAGGGGGCUGCCCUUGCUCAGACCAGGCCUUGGCCCAUGGCUCGUGCUAAUUCUGGGACUCGCCAGCUAACUUCUCACCCUUCUGUGCCCAUCUUAAGAUCUGAGCCUUGUCAGGCCCAGCCACAUCUGUAUACCAUGGGACCAGGAGUAAAGCGCUCUCUAAACCCCGCACCCCAAAUCUCUAAACGCCUGAGUUCAGGCUGAGUCCUAGCCCUAGUGAGCCCGAAGAGCUUGCUCUGAUUCCCUGUCUCCUGGGUCAAGCCCCACUUUGUGCUUUCGAAGCUUAUGAGCGGGUUCCCUGGAUAGAAGGAGUCUUCCAUCCCCACUGCCCUUGGGCCUCUUCAGCAUAGUCCUGUGCCGGGGCCCCGUCCUCACUGUCAGUCAGUUCAGUAUUUGCUUUCAUGUGAGUGACGGACUCCUCUGAGGCAGCCGGAACUCUCAAAGGCAGCGCCUGGAGCUGCCUUGCGAGAUUUCCAAGGAAGGAGGAAAGACUAACAGGCGGAGGCUGGCACACCCAAGCCUUUGAGGUGGUCAGAGUGCCACCUUCAGCCCCUUGGGAAGGGACAGCGGUGGAUCUGGGAAUGGCCUCGCCCUGGAUUCAGCCUAGGAAUCUCUUCAUCCUCAGCUGUCCAGCCCUGCUGCCUGUCUGGGGCUGUGUGGCCUGGGCAGAGGGCAGUUUAAAGCACAAAACCACAUGGGGAAAACACGAGGUCACGGGGACUUUCUCAUGUGCCUGAUGUGGUGGAGGGAGACACCGGCAGGCGGCUGCAGUGAAGUUAGGGAACAUAACACUUCUUUGCCCUGCUAACUCUCAGCUCUAGGGGGCAUCCCCCGAUGUGGUCUGGGCUGGGAGCAGGCAUAUCCCCUGGUUGUUGCCUGUGCCUGGUCUGUUCACCAUCGUGUUUGUGUGGGCAGAACCUGCCCUGCAGGAGCAGUGACUUCCCACUGUGUGUCCCGGACCUGUGGUAUGUGUCCCUUUGCCAUCCCAAACAGGCAACUGCUCACUGCUCUCCUCGCUUGGCAUAGCCUCCUGGUCAGUGGCCAAUGCCCCACAGGCCUUCCUGGGCCUGGCCCUCCUCUCUUGACUGCCAGAUCCUUCCCUGCCGUCUUGUGUGCAAGGACAGAUUUUGCAGGGAAAGUUCUGUGUCUUCUUUGAUAUCUUUGUUCUGUCCCCUGCCCCAUCCCCAGCACUCAUGAUCUUGAAGCCCCCAUCACACCCCAGUUCAGUCCCGUGAGCCAUGUCCUGAGGGCCUUGCAGGGAAGUAGGAAGUAGAAACUGCUUCACAAAGAGCCGCGGGUCAGAGAAGACCCCUGAGAUGAAUCAGGGCCCUGCCCUGCCCACCAGCUCUUUUCUAGCAAUCAUGCCCUGCCCAGGCUGCAGGCUUCAUUAGACUCCUGCUGUCCUCCGCGAUGUGACUAGCACAAGGUGUAUAUAUGUUUUGUACCUCUGCCGAUGGCUGUACAUAGUGUAUGAAACUUAUUUAAGCCUCAUGUUGUACAUUUCUGUUCCUAGAUUGGAUGUGUGUGUUCUAAGAAGUUGUCAUAAAUAAAACCUGAAUGACCAAUGUC